This is a messenger RNA of Adineta ricciae, 2502 nucleotides long. The record is from the annotation of a GenBank genome assembly. Lineage: Eukaryota; Metazoa; Rotifera; Eurotatoria; Adinetida; Adinetidae.
AUGGAUCCAUAUGCGAGUGACAAUGAAGAUCAUGAUCUUCAUUCUUUAUCUGAACGUGUUUUACCUUUAACAUCUGCAUCUUUUACGAAUAAUAAUAUAUCUCCCAGAAAUAAUAGCAAUAAUCCUAAUCGUAUUCGUUCACUAAAACCACAAAAAAGUAUUUCAUUCGAUAAUCAAACUUAUCGUGAAGAAAUGUCCUUUCCAACAACAGCAAGCACAGGUGAUAUUAUACAGUUAAGCGAUGGUACGAGAAAAAAAUACAACGGCUCAUCAUGGCGUCGAAUGUGUUCCAAACCAAAUUGUACUUAUUAUACACAGAGUCAAGGCUUAUGCAAACCACAUUUAGCGGCAUCGAAGAAGCGCAAACUAUCCAAGAGUGACAAUGAUUUACCCGUGAUCGAGUCAGCGUUUCCGACUCAAAAAGAGCCUAAGAAAGGUGAUAUUAUUGUUUUACCGAAUGGUGUUCGGAAAAAAUAUGACGGACGACAAUAUAGACGUGUUUGUGCUAAACCUUCAUGUACUGUCGUUGUACAUGGUAGUCUAGAAUAUCAAAAUGGUUUAUGCCCUCAUCAUUAUAAUGAAUAUCGUUUCAAUACCAUUAGUCAAACAAUACCUCAAACUGAACAAGCAUUAUUCGGCCAAAGCUCGACUCCACCGAAGCAGUCUGUGAUGUCUUCUUCUUCACCAUCAUCAUCAUCAUCACGCAAACGUCAUCGCCCGAAUUCUCCAUUAUCCGGUAAUUUAUCACAAGUUCCAAUAUAUGAUAAUCACAGUAAAAGCUCGGUACCCAAACCGAAUCGUCGUCUAUCGAUUGCUGUUAUUCCACCAUCCGUCGACAUUGAACAUCCGAACAAAGGUGAUAUUAUUGAAAUGGAAAAUGGAUCGAGAAAGAAGUUCGAUGGUGUUGUCUGGCGAACGAUUUGUUCAAUUCCAGGUUGUUUAAUUGCUGCACAACGAAACGAGCUAUGUCGGAAACAUUUCAUUAAACUUAAUGGCAAACCGAAUACAGCACCGACUAUGGCCACGAACAUGAAUACUUCCGGCGCAAGGCUCACAUCCAGAGUUGAUAGCAGUUCGUCCCUGGAUGACAGAUCAGAAGUACUUCACAGUGUCAAGUUUUCGAAGGAUCUUGUCACUGGUGUCAAAGAUGAAUCGAUGGAUUACGAUGGUAGCCAGUACGAAGAACCCAAUACAGAUAAUAUAUCUAACAGUUACAGUAUUUCUGAUGAAGAAACACAUAUUAAACAUGAACAGUCGUCAUCAAUUGAGGAUGACAACCUAGGCACACAAAUUGAUCAUACAUUAAUCAAUGCACUUUCAGCAAGCAGAGAAAAAUUUCCAACAACUUUUCUAAAGAAAUGGCUCCGGGAACAUCGCAGUCAUCCGUAUCCAAGUAACCAUGAAAAACUUCAACUGGCUAAGCAGUCUUCGAUCACGUAUGAUCAAGUGACAACUUGGUUUAAUAACGCUCGAGCUAUUCUCCGACGUCGACAAGCAAAACUACGACAUCCGUUGAAUACUGCUGACGACAACGAUGAGGAUGACGUUGUCGAUGAACAUCUCACUUAUGAUAAUCGAAAACGUCACCGAUCAAUGCCUUUAUUCAACGGUGUUAGUUGCCGUUCGAUAGGUAUACAAUGCAAUCCAUCAACAGUCGAACAGACAACUAUAACAUCAACAAAAAUCUCAGUUAUGACCGAUGAUGAAUUAGCGUCCGAUCGAACAAUUCAAAUCUUGACGCCAUCCAAUCGAGUAUUAGCAACAAAUAAUGUAAAAGGAAACAGUAGUCAUCAUUUGCUAUUAAAUGGAAUUAAAACCGAAGAUGAAGAUGAACGAGAAAAAGAUAUUAUUAUUACAACAACCUGUCUCGAUGACGAUCAAAUGGUACGCGUCAAAGAUUUCUGUUCAAGAUUUCAAAUUGAAUUGUGUAAUGUUGUUGAUGAAACGACGACACACUUGAUAACCGAUGAAGAAGAAGGUGAAACGCUCGUUUGUCCUUUAUCGAAAAAAGUUAUUCAAUCAGUUGCUCGCCAUAUGUACAUUGUCACAUAUCGAUGGAUUGAUGCUUGUCUAGAAGGCAACAAGAUUGUCAACGAAAAACCGUUCGAAAUUCAAGGUGAUCUCACGCUUUCGUCCGAUCAUAAUGGCAUGCAACGAAGUCGACAGAGUAUUUUACCAGAUAAUUUACCGAAAAAUCUUUUAUUAGAAAAUUUUUCUAUUAUGUUAAAAUGUAAUGGAUGUCAAGAAAUGAUGAAUAAUGAAGAAUUAAUUGAAUUAGUUCAAUUAUCUGGUGCUAAACAUACAACUGAUUCUCAUUUUUCUCGUUUACAACCAGGUAUUACUCGUAUUGUUCUCUGUGAAAAAGAAUAUCUUAUGAAUCGACGUGAAAUGUAUGAAAAAUGUAUUCAAUCCGGUAUCCAUUUUCUCACUCCGGAAUGGUUUCUGGAAUCACUUGUUCAAUACCGUAUUCAACCAUUUCAAGAAUAUCAAAUAUCGCCAUAA